This is a messenger RNA of Salarias fasciatus (jewelled blenny), 1492 nucleotides long. RefSeq names its product probable peptidyl-tRNA hydrolase 2. The transcript has 7 exons. Gene Ontology annotation, cellular component: cytosol. The record is from RefSeq and is a predicted model, not a curated record. NCBI's taxonomy places the organism in Eukaryota, Metazoa, Chordata, Actinopteri, Blenniiformes, Blenniidae. Gene Ontology annotation, molecular function: protein binding; peptidyl-tRNA hydrolase activity. The coding region runs from base 230 to 781 and encodes 183 amino acids.
CUGGACGGAACCAAGCGGCUCCGGGAGGAGGCGGCAUCCUGAGAGCGGUCCAGCAUGGAGUAAGGCCCAGCGGCAGCAGCCCACACAGCCUCCUCACGGCCACUCCCCGUCCAGACACUAGCUCGGCUCCAGUCCGGGACUCGUCUGACAGCGGCACCGCCGACCGGGGAAGGAGCACCGCCGACCGGGGAGGAAGAGCAGCAGAGCGCGCUGCGUCGAUAAGAUCACCAUGGAGCCGUCAGAGCAGCCGGGCCCGGACGCUGCCUCCCAGGGGGUGAACCCGGUGUUCCUGCAGCAGCUCCGAGAGCUGGACAUCCCCGAGGAGGCCGCCAAGCAGGCGCUCCUGCACACCCGGAACGUCUCUGCAGAGGAAGCGGCCAUGUACUACUUCAACAAGCUGGAGAAUGAGGAGGGUGACGAGGACCUCAUGUUUAAGAUGGUGUUUGUGGUCAACAUGGACCUUGCCAUGGGUGUUGGGAAGGUAGCAGCCCAGGUGGGCCACGCCGCUGUGGGCCUGUACCAGACUCUGCAGGAGAAGAACAGCUGGAGGGAGAUGUCCUGGAAGUGGGACCACAGCGGGGCCAAGAAGGUGGUGGUCCAGGGAACCAACGUGGCUCACCUGCUGGAGCUGCAGGCGCUGGCCAUGAGCCUCAGCCUGCCCACCUACCUGGUCCAGGACGCAGGACUCACCCAGGUGGAGUCUGGCUCCCGCACCGUCCUGGCCAUCAUGGGUGAGGAGGAGAUGGUCAACAAUGUUACUGGGAGUCUGAAGCUGCUCUGAGAAGAGAAAACACGCUCACACACACUCACACAGCUGUGCCAUGCACUCAGCAGAGGGCAGCAUCUCCCAGCAGCAGGCGCACGGCGGCAGAGCCUCACCCUGCGAGCUGCUGCUCCCCUCCUCCUCUGUCUGUCUGUCUGACUCUGUGGUCCGGCGAGUGUGUGAUCCAGCCAGAGACACACACACACCCGGCACCUACAACUGUCUGUCUGUGGUGACACUUAACCUUCAGAGCAGCGGGACGGUGAGGUUCCCGGCUCCUCUGAACCCGGUCUCCAGCUGCUUCUUUAAUCACGCCACUCCAGUUUUCAUGCUGAUCAUUUUGUUGAUACGACUCUUUUCCCAGAGAUCCUGGACCUAUGGACUCGUUAACGUCACUUAUUAUUAUGAGAUAUGUUUUGUCUACCUGUGUGUGUGUGUGUGUGUGUGUGUGCUCUGUUCCUGAACGUUCCUUGGUUUUUCUUGGCUUCCUGCCGUCAUUCCUUCCUGUCGGGCGGCGCAGGCCUCUGCAGUGUGUAGUUUACAGUGAAGAGUCGCAGCUGUUGGUGUGAGGCUUGAUACCCUUCAUCCUGGGAGUGCUGUGCUGGCUGUCAUGUAUCUGUUAUCACCAAUACGUAGAUGUGAGCAUGAGCUGCCGCCCCGGGUCUUACCCGGGUUCACCUGUAACACGCAGUGCCGUGCAUGAAUAUUAAAUGUGUAUGGAGACCCGUU